AUGCUGACAUUAUUGGGUACUAACGUGGCCACCGUGCAAUCGGUUUCCGACGAGGCCAAGUAUGCCUCAUCCGCUUUGACUCCGCCGAUCGCAGGUGACGACACCAGUUUUGUGAAGCGGCAUUUGAGGUCCAUGCUCACUAGUGACCCUGCCACCACCAACAUUGAAGAGAGGGUAGCUGUUCCAAAGUUUCUAGAUUUGCCAUCAAACGUUCUAUCAGAAGGGUUGACGAGCGUCAAACAUGGAUUGGCAAAAUUUCAGAGGUGGCUGGUGAAAAUUCUAAAGCGAGUUAGUCUCAAAAGGCAAAAUGAUGAAGUAAGUCUCAAAAGGCAAAAUGAUGAAGUAAGUCUCAAAAGGCAAAAUGAUGAAGUAAGUCUCAAAGAGAAAAUUUUUGGUGAGAAAGAUCUCAACAAAUUAAGUGACAAAGACGUUUUUGAAGAGGUCAUCACGAAGGUCAAAGAUCUUGGACUUGAGCCUAAAGCGUAUAAACUGAUGGCCCAAGAUAAGGGAUUUCGAGUCCGACGAGGCAUUAAUGAACGUUCAGGCAUUAGUAGAAGCUGUCGGAUAUGA
Molecule: messenger RNA, 570 nt
Organism: Peronospora belbahrii
Lineage: Eukaryota; Oomycota; Peronosporomycetes; Peronosporales; Peronosporaceae
Source: the annotation of a GenBank genome assembly